This is a messenger RNA of Yarrowia lipolytica CLIB122, 4527 nucleotides long. RefSeq lists its product as uncharacterized. Lineage: Eukaryota; Fungi; Ascomycota; Dipodascomycetes; Dipodascales. Gene Ontology annotation, biological process: transmembrane transport. Gene Ontology annotation, cellular component: membrane. Gene Ontology annotation, molecular function: ATP binding; ABC-type transporter activity; ATP hydrolysis activity. The record is from RefSeq and is a predicted model, not a curated record.
AUGGACAACGGCCCUAUCGAUCCCAAUCGGGACGUGGAGCAAGAACACCCGGUGCAAGUCGACCACACCGAGAAGCACGAAUCUUCCUCCUCCGGAGCUCCUCUAACGCAGAUGUCGGAAACCUCGGAAGAUAACACUUACACGGCGACCCCGGUGCCUCUCACCGAUGUCGAGAACAUGGACCCCGAUUCCCGGGACGUGAACGAUCUGCAGCGGGUGCUGUCCAACCCCGAGUCGCUGCACAAGCUGCAGUCAUACACAGAGCAGAUUUCUCGUCGAAUGACCCAAGAUGAGCGAGAGUCUCUCAAGAACAACGAAGACACCUUUGACCUGGCCCGAAUUCUCGACGGCUUUGUGCAAAAGUCCCACGAGCAAGGCGUGCACAUGCGUUCUGCAGGCGUGGGCUGGAGAAACCUGACCACCGACGGUAUCGACCAGUCCACCGUCUUUGUUCCUUCGGUCGACGAGCUGCUGCGAGCCCUGGCCACCCUGCCAGUCCAAAUCGCUAAGGCUUUCAAGAAGAAGCAGACUCGACACAUUAUCCAGAACAACAACGGAGUGCUCAAGGCCGGAGAGAUGUGCCUGGUGCUCGGCCGACCUGGAUCUGGAUGCUCCACCUUCCUCAAGACCAUUACCGGACAGGUCGGAGGCUACACUGGCGUGGAGGGAGACAUUUCAUACGACGGUCUCAGCCAGAAGGACAUGCUGGAGUACUUUAAGUCGGACAUUAUCUACAAUGGAGAGCUGGACGUGCAUUUCCCCCAUCUCACCGUCGAAGAGACUCUUAACUUUGCUGUCGGAUGCCGAACCCCACGACAGCGUCUGGACGGACUCACUCGAGACCAGUACAUCAAAAACUACGUCCAGCUGCUGGCAACCGUCUUCGGUCUGCGUCACACCUACAACACCAAGGUUGGAAACGAUUUCGUUCGAGGUGUGUCUGGAGGAGAGCGAAAGCGAGUCUCUAUUGCAGAGGCCCUGGCUACCCGAGCUUCCAUUUUUGCUUGGGAUAACGCUACUCGAGGUCUCGAUGCCUCCACUGCUCUGGAAUACUCUCAGGCCAUCCGAGCCACCACUAACAUUCUCAACAAUGCGUCGUUUGUUGCCAUCUACCAGGCCGGAGAGCACAUCUACAACCUCUUUGACAAGGUCACUGUGCUCUACUCUGGUCGACAGAUUUACUACGGACCCGCCGAUCACGCCAAGGACUACUUCCAGCGAAUGGGUUACGAGUGCCCUCCUCGACAGACUACCGCCGAGUUCCUCACAGCUGUUACCGACCCCCUUGGCCGAGAGCCCUACCCUGAGAUGGUCGGCAAGGUGCCCACCACCGCUGACGAGUUCGAGAAGUACUGGCUGGCCUCCCCCGAGUUCCGAGUGGUCCAAGCCGAGUACGACGACUAUGUGGGUUCCCAUAACGCCGAGGAGACAUUCCAGAACAUGCAGGACUCGCUGUCCAAGGAUAAGAUGAAGCGACAGCGAAAGAAGUCGCCCUACCUCAUCUCCUUUGCCAUGCAGAUGCGACUCCUCACCCAGCGAGGUUUCGAGCGUCUCAAGGGAGACAUGGCCUACCAGACCAUCAACGUGUGUGCCAACAUCAUCCAGGCCCUCGUCAUUGGUUCGCUUUUCUACAACAUUACUGAGUCCACCGCUGGAGCAUUCUCUCGAGGUGGUGUUCUUUUCUUUACUCUUCUGUUUAAUGCUCUCGCCUCUAUGGCCGAGAUUUCCCACUCCUUCUCCCAGCGACCUAUUAUUGUGAAGCAAAAAAGUUACUCGUUCUACCACCCUGCCGGCGAGGCCCUCCAGGCCCUGCUGACCGAUAUCCCCGGUAAGCUUGUUACCAUGAUCUGUUUCACCCUCAUUGUUUAUUUCUUGACCCACCUGAACCGAACGGCCGGCCAGUUCUUUGCCCAUCUGUUCAUUUUGUUCGUCACAACCCAGUGUAUGACGGCCUUUUUCCAAGUGCUGGCCUCUGCCACUCCUUCCGUUGAAGUUGCCAAUUCGCUGGCUGGUAUUGGUAUUCUGAUUAUCGUCGUCUACUCUGGUUAUAUGAUCCCCACCCCUACCAUGCAUGUGUGGUUCAAGUGGCUGAACCGAGCCAACCCUGUGGCUUACGGUUUCGAGGCCCUGAUGGCCAACGAGUUUCACAACCGAGUCAUGACCUGUGAGCAGAUUGUGCCCGCUGGUCCAGACUACUCCGGCAUGCCCGAAUCCAACAAGGUCUGCUCCUUCUCUGGUUCCACACCCGGUUCUCUGGUCGUCACUGGUGACAACUACAUCAAGAACUCGUACAACUACUCUUUCUCGCACAUGUGGAGAAACCUGGGUAUUCUGUUUGCUUUCUGGAUGGGCUUCGUUUUCUUCAACGUCACCUUCUCCGAGUACAUCCAAUACCACUCCUCUUCUGGUGACGUUCUGCUGUUUAAGCGAGGCCAUAUUCCCGAGGAGCUGCAGAAGGAGGGUGCUGAUAUUGACGAGGUGAUUGCUGACAAGGCCCAGGCUGACGAUUCCGAGAAGAAGAUGGACCGCCUCCUCUCCCUCGAUGAAGAGCGAGACGUCUUCACCUGGCAAAAUGUCGACUAUGUCAUUCCUAUUGCUGGCGGUACUCGAAAGCUGCUAGAUAACGUGCAGGGUUACGUCAAGCCCGGUACUAUCACUGCUCUUAUGGGAGAGUCUGGUGCUGGUAAGACCACUCUACUCAACGUUCUGUCUCAGCGAAUCAACUUUGGUGUCAUCACUGGUGACAUGCUUGUCAACGGCCGACCUCUGGAUCGAACUUUCCAGCGACGAACCGGUUAUGUCCAGCAGCAGGAUCUGCAUCUUGCUGAGUCCACUGUUCGUGAAUCUCUGAUUUUCUCUGCCCGUCUUCGACAGCCCUCUUUUGUCCCCGACCAGGAGAAGAUUGACUACUGUGACAAGAUCAUCAAGCUGCUUGGUAUGGAAGCUUACGCAGAGUCUCUUGUUGGAGAGACUGGUCGAGGUCUCAACGUGGAGCAACGAAAGAAGCUGUCUAUCGGUGUCGAGCUUGUCGCCAAGCCUUCUUUGCUGCUGUUCUUGGAUGAGCCUACUUCUGGUCUUGACUCUCAGUCUGCUUGGGCUAUUGUCCAGUUCCUCAAGAACCUUGCUGCUGCCGGCCAGGCCAUUCUGUGUACCAUCCAUCAGCCUUCUGCUACUCUGUUUGAGGAGUUUGACCGUCUUCUGCUUCUGAAGAAGGGUGGCCAGACCGUCUACUUCGGUGAUAUUGGUAAGAACUCCAACACCCUCGUCUCUUACUUUGAGCGACAGGGUGGUCGAAAGUGUGCUCCCGAUGAGAACCCUGCCGAAUACAUUCUCGAGUGUAUCGGUGCCGGUGCUACUGCUACUGCCGAUGGAGACUGGCACGAUAAGUGGAAGAACUCUGAGGAGUACCGACAGACCACCGAUGAGAUUGCCAAGCUCCAACAGGAGCUUGCUCAGCGACCCCAGAAGGAACUGGACCCCUCUCUUCAGCGAAAGUACGCUGCUCCUUACAUGACUCAGCUGCGAUGGGUUCUUCGACGAACCCAGAUUCAGUUCUGGCGGUCUCCCGGCUACAUUAUGGCCAAGUUCAUGCUUCUUAUCGUUGGUGGUCUCUUCAUUGGUUUCUCUUUUUGGGACAUCAAGUUCACCCUGUCUGGAAUGCAGAAUGCCAUUUUCGCUGUCUUCAUGAUCACCACUCUGUCUGUGCCUCUUAUCAACCAGAUCCAGUCGUUUGCCUUCCAGUCCCGAGAGUUGUUUGAGGUUCGAGAGUCGUCGUCCAACACCUUCCACUGGUCUUGUCUGCUCUUCUCUCAGUUCAUUUCUGAGCUGCCUUACGCUCUGAUUGGUGGAACCAUCUUUUACUGCUGUGUCUACUUCCCCACCAAGCUAGGUACUUCUGCUCGAGUGGCCGGAUACUUCUACUUCAUCUACGCCAUUCUGUUCAACCUGUACUACCUGUCCUUCGGUCUGUGGAUUCUCUACUUUUCGCCUGAUGUGCCCUCGGCUUCCAUCAUUACCUCGCUCAUGUUCUCCUUCGUCAUUGCCUUCUGUGGUGUUAUGCAACCCGCUUCUCUCAUGCCUGGUUUCUGGACCUUCAUGUACAAGCUGUCUCCCUUCACCUACAUUAUUCAGGCCUAUGUUGGAGAUGUUAUGCAUGACCGAAAGAUUACCUGUCUGCCCCGAGAGUUCUCUCGAUUCAACCCUCCCAGUGGGCAGACUUGUCAGGAGUAUGCUGGUAAGUUCCUGAGCCAGGCCACCGGCUACCUUGAGGACCCCAACGCCACUACCCAGUGUGGUUACUGCCCUUACUCUGUGGCUGACGAGUUCAUUGCCACUGUGGGCAUCAAGUACCACUACCGAUGGCGAAACGUUGGUUUCAUCUGCGCCUACAUCAUCUUCAACAUCUGUGCCAUGGUUCUUUGCUACUACCUGGCCCGUGUUCGAGUGUGGCGAACUGGUGCUGCCAUUGCUGACUGGAAGGCUAAGCGAGCCAACAAGAAGAAGGCUGCUUCCAGCGAGAAGGCCUAG